AUGUCAUUUCAUCUAGGAUCACCAAACAAUACAUACAAUAGAAGAGGUGGAGGUGGUGGUGGAGGUAAUAGAAGAGGCUCAGGAGGAGGCAAUAAUAGCAUGGGCGGUGGUAACAUGGGUGGAGGUGGAGGUGGUCACAGAUCACCAUUGGAUAAACCGAUAUCACCAGAAGAGGAAGCAAAGAACAAGUUGACUUCUUUGAUGGUACGUAUCGGUGACAAGGUGACUACUACCGCUACACUCGAGUCAAAUAUAGAAGGUUUAGUCGGUGUACUCUUACCCGAUCUUGAAAACAAUCGUUCAACUAUUGUUACUAUCUUGCUUAAAUGCAUAUCACAAUUACCAUACAAAACACCAAUCUAUGCAACUAUUAUUGGAAAGAUGAAUCAAAAGAAUCCAGACUUUGGUAAAGAGAUUUGUGAAACUAUUAUUCAUGAUAUUAAUGAAAAUUUAAAGAAACAAAAGUUUAAACAAGCUAAAUUGUUGAUUAGAUGUAUUGGAUGUUUGGUCAAUACUCAUGUUGUUUCAACUAGUACCAUGUUUGAAGUAUUUGAUAUUCUUUUAUCACCAUUGUCACAAGAGUAUACUCAAACUAGAGCCGAUUUCUAUGUUCAUCUUGUUUUAACUACUUUACCUUGGGUUGGAUCAUCAUUAUCAAAUGAAGUUGAACAAUUAAGUAAAUUAUUUGAAGAUUUGGAAACCUAUCUUGGAGGUAGAAGUCAUGCAGAAAAGAAAUUCUUUCAAACUUUUGCAGAAAAUGAUGAUCUCUUGGAAUCAUUGUCCAAACAAGUCAAAUUGCAAAAAGAGGAUUCAUGGAAUUGUGAAUCAAUCAUUCAAAUUCACAAAUCAUUUGAUUUUGUAGAUUCUCAACAACAUCCACUUGCAUCAAUUGUUUUACCUUUAAAUGAUGAGAAAUUUAAUUAUCCAACAUUUACAAGACCACUUUUUAGAAUAUUUGAUGAUAGUCAAGAUGCAAUUAAACCAAUUGAUAGAUAUAUCAUUGAAGAAUAUAUUGUUGAUAUUUUAUAUUAUUUCAAUGGAGCUCACAAGGAGGCUGCAAAAUUCAUCUAUUCUUUACCAGUAACAACUGAAAUUGAUGCUAUUGUUGUUGAAACAUUAUUAUCAGAAGCAUUUAAAUUACCAGGAUCAGAUUUUAAAUUAAUUUAUUAUUCAGUAAUGUUGGUUGAUUUAUUUAAAGAACAACAUCAAACCAUUAUUCCAGUGUUUGCCUAUGCCAUUACGACAUUGUUUGAAAAUAUCGAUCAUUUGGACACUGAAGUUGUCGAGCGUUUUGCAACCAUGUUUGCUCACCAUCUCUCCAACUUUGAAUAUAAAUGGGUGUGGGGUGAUUGGGCAACCUGUCUCACUUCUCAACCAUCGGGUGACCCAACCACUGACAAUCUUCUUCACCUCCAAAAGAAAUUCAUCAUUCAUCUCUUGGAAUCUAUCACUAGAUUAAGUUAUUUGGACAAGAUGAAACAAUCACUUCCAGUUGAAUAUCAUCCUUAUUUACCUCAAUUACCUCAACCAAAUUUCAAAUUUUUAAAAUCAAAUGGUAAAAAUAUAUAA
Cavenderia fasciculata is the source of this 1569-nucleotide messenger RNA. RefSeq names its product initiation factor eIF-4 gamma middle domain-containing protein (gene ncbp1). The transcript has 6 exons. Gene Ontology annotation, cellular component: nuclear cap binding complex; nucleus. Gene Ontology annotation, molecular function: mRNA binding; RNA cap binding; protein binding. The record is from RefSeq and is a predicted model, not a curated record. The coding region runs from base 1 to 1569 and encodes 522 amino acids. Lineage: Eukaryota; Evosea; Eumycetozoa; Acytosteliales; Cavenderiaceae. Gene Ontology annotation, biological process: mRNA export from nucleus; nuclear-transcribed mRNA catabolic process, nonsense-mediated decay.